AAAAAAACAGAAUAUAAAAAGAGACAAUCAACACCGAACAUUAUACGGGAAGAUAGCCGGCAUAUGCACGUAAUGGGAUGGGGUAACACCAGUUUAACGUGCACGCAAAUUAAUUUAUCCUUUAUCAAUCUAGAACGUAUGUUGUAAAACUAAAAUACACAAUUAAAACCCUACUGGUGCGGCUACCAACGGGAUGACCCCAACUUGAACAUGAAAUGAAAUACUGCUGUUCUCUUUUUUGUCGUUGUUUUAUUUUUUUACAAUGGCGUUGUCUGUUUUAUUGGACUUAUAAUUUUUCAUUUACCCGCUUGGUAUCUCCUCUCUCUAUGUGCGUAUACAUAUAAUGUAAACAUGGUUAUGUCAUGACUAUGUAAUAAAACUAGUUUAAUUUGCAUCCAGCAAUAUUAUAAGCACGUCCAAUUUUAUCGUCGCAUUAAUUGCAUCGCCAGUCCAUACAAAAAAUGAUAAUUCAUUACAAAAUAUACAUAUAAAUUCAAUGCGUAUGUGACUUUCAAAGAUAACAUGGUCAUGAAAAAAUAGUUAUGCAUAAUAAGUCGUUAUAAUUAUGCAUUUCAGAAAAUAUGUCCGUUUCAUUUUCUGGAUGUGAACAACAUGAACAUGAAGAAGUUCGUUUCUUCUGCCAGGACUGUAAAUUAUUGGUAUGUGAUGACUGCAUCACAGGGCCCCAUAAAAGUCACAAAUUUAUGAAACUCAAAGAAUUUGGAACCAAAUGCAGGAACUCUCUUCUUAAGGCCAUAACAGAGGCAGAAGAUUCCAAAAUCCCUCACAUAAAAGAGUCCAUAUCAAAGGCAUCAGACGUACAGACCAUCCUUAACACGUCCGUCAGUGAGCAAGUCGAAAUCAUAAGAACGAAGCGGCAGAUGAUAAAUGAUACAUUUGAUGAAUUACAGAAUGAAUUAAUUGAAAAUCUGAAUUCAGAAGAAAAGAUUGCUGACAACGAGUAUAAACGGUUUAUUAAAACACAAGAAAAACGUAUAGUCGAUAUUCAGGCAAUACUCGAAACCUGUAAAACGAAGAGUAAUGAUAUACCUGACACAGACAUUGCUAAGUAUCACGUGACAUUAAAGAAACUGCUUGAACACGACCCAUAUACCGAUACCAUACCAAACUUACAAGUCCCGAUCUACCAGUUUAACGAAGAAUUUGCAACCAAAAGUAAACUGCGGCACAUAAUGGGUUAUACUGAAGCUGGAAUCUAUGAAAUGCUACAACCCAUCAAAAGUCAAGAGACGGCAAGUGUUAAAAGCGAGGAUUCCGAGAUUAUGGCACCUCAAAACGAGGAAUUCGAAGAAAAAGAAGAACAACACAUCUCUUAUGUAAAUGCAAUUAAGUGGAAUAAGGAAGAACUCCAGUUAGUGGUGUCUUUUACAAGUGGAAAAGACAUAGUUUGGAUUGUCCCUCAAGAGCUGGAAUUAUGCGCUUGGCUGAUCGCUCGUGAUGUGAAUGAAGUAGAUUGCAGAGGAGCCAAAAUAACUUUAAAAACAUUGAAAAAUCUAGACCAGGUUCCAACCACAGCUGGUGUUAAUACCAAAAAUAGUUUGGUGAUCGGCUUUUCGAACAAGAAAUCUUUAAAACAGUUGAACUGUUCUACUUCAGCAGUCACAAGGAAAACCUCGUUUUCACUUUCAUCUAGUAUUAACAUAGGAGAGCUAGGUUUAUGUUGUAUUUGUAAGUCUGCUACGAACGGAGACGAGCUUAUGAUCUGUCUUUUUGACAAGUCUGCAGGUGAACGUGGAAGGUAUGUGGUACGUCGGCACACCAGUGGCAAGUCAGUUGCAAGAGAACUGUCCCUAUACCCAGACAAAGUUGAGAUCACAAAUCCUGUUCAAAUAAGCGAAAAUAAAGAUGGCUUGCUCUGCAUUGUAUGUCGUCCAGAAAAGGAGUCGUGGGUUCUUGUCGUUGAUAAAAAUGGAAAUCAGCGAUUUUGUUUUUCGUCAGUUUCAUAUCCUGGUGAAUCAGAAGACUACGAUAUUGUAGGUGCAGGAUUCCUUAGUAGAUCUUUGGUCACCAUAACUAGUCGAUCAAAACGUGAGCAGUAUUUAGUCAACAUUGACGGACAGUGUAUUCAGAAGGAUAAACUUGGAAAUAACCCUAUCUGUUGCACUGUAAGCAGUCAGGACUAUGUGUGGGUUGGAUUUGAUGGCGGAGAAAUUGCCAUAUUCAAAUACGCUGAAGACCAUGUUUAUUCAUCAAUUGAACCAAAAACGCAUAUGUAACAAUCGAAAAAUUAGUUAAACAAUAAAAUAAUGGCAUGAAAAACAAAGUAUAAACCCCGUGUGAUCGUCGUGUGAUACACUUGAAUCAUUGUAUACUUGUCUAUUACAAUAAACAAAAAUGUAACUUUUAUACAUUUUUUUAUAAAUUAACUAUUGCAUAUCAUUUUUCAUGUAUUACAUACAAUGAUUGGAUUAUAUUUGUUCCCUACUUUAUCAAACCGUAGUAUAUAUUGUGAUAUGCUCAAAGAUAUAAUAAAGUGCUAGGUCAUCUUGUUUGUUUUCAAGCUACAGCUUCUACUUAAAUGACACAUUUUAUAUGGAUUAUACAGAGAAAAAGAUUCAUAAUAUGAAUGGAACAAAAACUAAAUGAUAUAUCAGAUGAUAGAUCUUGUCUUAUGUUUUCAGAAUAUUAAAAGAACAAGAUAGUUACAUCUUCUAAAUAUGCUUAAUGAAAAAAAAAAUCAAAUCAAGCAAACAUAUUCUUCUUUUAUAACAAAUGAUUCAUUAUAAAUUAAAAUCACAUAAAUUUGUUCAUUUACAUGAACAUUUUUUUGUAGUUUGCACUCCUGCAUUGAUUUUUAAAAAAAUCUAGACCUAUUGUGUUCAGCUAUUUUACAAUCCAAGAUACUUUUCUUUUAGAGGGGUUACGGAGGACCUUAAUGCCAAAAUACGAGUGAAAAUUAAGAAAUAGUCAAUUUUGGAUAAUGGAAUGGAUAUUUUUAAUAAUGGAAAGGACUGCUGUGAUCCUUCAGCCUCUAAUUACAGAUAUACCUUAUACGUCAUUCGAAAGCUUAUCAAUAGAGGAACAGAAGGUAUAUAGUCAAUAUGAUCCGCAACGCCUAUUUAGAGGAGUUACGGAGGACCUAAAUGUCGAAAUACGCAUGAACAUUAAGAAAUAGCUUAUUUUGAAUAAUAGAAUGGACUGUUGCAACCCUUCAACCCUUAAUUACAGAGAAACCUUAUAUUCAAUUCGAAAGCUUAUCAAUAGAGGAACAAAUGGUUAUAAUCGAUUUGUGCCGCAAUGCCCAAAAGGGGUUAAGGAGGACCUAAAUGCCAAAAUACGCUUGAAAAUUAAGAAAUAGCCAAUUUUGGAUAACAGAAUGAAUAUUUUGAAUAAUGGAAUGGACUGCUGCGACCCUUCGGCCUCUAAUAAUAGAUAUACCUUAUACGUCAUUCGAAAGCUUAUCAAUUAAGGAACAGAAGGUAUAUAGUCAAUAUGUUCCGCAACCCGCAUUAGAGGGGUAACGGAGGACCUAAAUGCCAAAAUACGCGUAAAAAUUAAGAAAUAGUCAAUUUUGAAUAAUGGAAUGGAUAUUUUGAAUAAUGGAAUGGACUGCUGUGACCCUUCAGCCUCUAAUUACAGAUAUACCUUAUACGUCAUUCGAAAGCUUAUCAAUAGAGGAACAGAAGGAAUAUAGUCAAUAUAUUCCGCAACGACUAUUAGAGGAGUUACGGAGGACGUAAAUUUCGAAAUACGCGUGAAUAUUAAGAAAUAGCUUAAUUUGAAUAAUGGAAUGGACUGUUGCGACCCUUCAGUUCCUAAUUACAGAGAAACCUUAUGCCCCAUUCGAAAGCUUAUCGAUAGAGGAACAAAAUGGUUAUAAUCAAUAUGUGCUGCAAUGCCCAUUAGAGGGGUUACGGAGAACCUGAAUGCCAAAAUACGC
Molecule: messenger RNA, 3901 nt
Organism: Mytilus californianus (California mussel)
Lineage: Eukaryota; Metazoa; Mollusca; Bivalvia; Mytilida; Mytilidae
Exons: 1
Coding region: 582-2237 (551 amino acids)
Molecular function (GO): protein binding; zinc ion binding
Source: RefSeq, a predicted model, not a curated record